AUGAUGGAUCGUCGAAGAGAAAGCAGCAUCCGUCGAAGGGAAGCUGAAGCAGGACCCGUUGAAGAGACCGCCGAGCAACAGCUGGAGCGCAUGCAACAAGAGUUCCAGCAGGAAGUUGUGGAUCGACCGGCUUCAGGGGGCUUCGCUGCUGCAGAAUUUCUGAGUGUGGGUGUUGGAAGUGCAGUUGAAGAGGAACGUGGGGGAGAACCUCCUCGAACCGUAGACACAACUGCUGAUGACCUUCGAGGUUCUGGUGAGACGGUUGGUGUUCGAAGGGUGACUGCUCCUGAUAGCACUGCGGGAUCUUCUGGACAUGGUGGUGAAGGGUCGCAAAACCGAGUUGCAGGACCUCCCAGGUCUUUUGCGCCAGCAGUUCUGUCCACUGCAGCAGGUGUUCCUCCGACAGAUGUGUCCUCUCAAGCCUCUUAUGCCUCUGCGGUAUCACAUGGAGUGGCUAGCCUAGGGUUCACACCACCUCCGCCUCCAGGUCCGCCACCUGCUUCGCCAGCUAGGGAUGGUAGUUGUAGCUUCAUGGUUGAUGGUGGGAGUCAACCUCCACCUCCGCCACCACCGCACUACCCACCGGUUCCACCAAUGCCUGGUUUUGAUGGUAGUUCCAAAGGGUCAGGGUUCUUAGGAGAAAACCCAACUGAGAAUCUUCGUACUUGUGAGCUUCCACGGUUGGUUUCCGAUUCCACGCCUUUACAAUUUGGUGAUUGGUGGAACAUGAUCGAUAGCCAUAUGGGUGACCUGUCGUAUUCCUCAAAUGUGUGGUGGAGUAUGGUUAAGGGUUCUGUUGAACGAUGCUACAAAGAAUGGCUAACUUGUGAACCAGUGGCUCGGCUUCGGUUGCGUCCUCAGCUGGAUCCAACGGCUCAGCACUGGCCACGAACUGAGCGACGUGCCUUGGCAAUGUUACUGCAAGCUAUUCCGGAAACUAUUCGGGAUGACGUGGUGGCCUCCAGGAAACUCACGGUUGACCAGGUCUUGUUCAAAUUGUUGAUCACCUUCCAGCCUGGAGGAGCUAGCGAAAAAACUCGGUUGCUUCAAGCCAUCACGGGUGGGGAUUGUGGUAACACGGUUCAUGCUGUAGUUGAUUGGGUCAGGAACUGGCGUAGGAACGUCACCAGAGCCAGCGAAUUGGGUUUGACACUCCCGGAUUCCUUGGUUUUGGUGGGUGCCUUACAGGGUGCUACGGAAUGGCUCAGUCAAAGAUCCCCCCAAUUGGCCUAUCGGUUGAAUUUGGUGAGACAACAAUUGUCCUUGGAUCAACAACCUACUUUUGGGGCUGUUUGGACGUUUGUUGAUCAUCUUCAAGCUGAAGCCGAGGACCUCCUGAAUGCUACAGGUACUGUUGCCAUGAAUCCCGCAAAUUCCCAACAAAACUCUAAGGGGACCACCAAUAAAGUGGGUAUCAAGGCUUUGCAACAGGGUGCUCAUGAAGGGUAUGGUAACCCCAAGGGUAACAAUGAUGGUUCAACAGACAGGAAGGGUUCAGUUCCAAAGGGUGUUCAAGCUGUGAAUGCCGAUUCGGUCAAGUCCACCAAUCCUUGCAAGUUUUGGGGCACUGAUGGGGGUUGUCGUAGAGCUGACAAGUGUAAGUUUGUUCACACUGUGCUGACCAGUAAAGAGAACCGAUGUUUUGGUUGUUCGGGUACGGGUCACGCAAAAAGGGAUUGCCCUCACAUGCAACCAAAGGAAUCCAAAAAGGUAGCCAAGUCGAAGGUUAAGGGAAGUCCUGACAAGCCUUCUGAAGCUGCUUCUGUUGGGGGGAGUGAAACGGUUGAAGGAAGUGUGAAGGUAGGUGAGAGUAGCUCUUCCUCGGCUCCGGCCGACGACCAAAAGAAAGGCUCCUCAACCCCUCCGGGGGACAGUACUGGAGGAAGUCAGUUGGAUGCCUUGUUGAGUGAAGCUGCGCUGCUGAUGAAGUCACUGAGACCUAGUUUGAAAAUGGUUUCUCUCAAGAAAAUGGAACAUGGUGAACUGGCGACCGGGCUCCUGGAUGGAGGUGCAACAAACGCUCUCAGGGUUGGGUCACCACAGGAACUUCGAAAUGCCAUUCCUGUCCAGGUGGAGUUGGCCGCUGGUUCCAUUGAGCUUUACCAGGACGUGCAAACGGGCACGUUGUUGUCCCACCAACAUGUGGAGCCGAUUGUCCCUGUCCGGGGACUGAUCUCUUUAGGAUACCGGGUGAAAUGGGACAGCCAAGGAUGUGUGAUUCUGCAUCCGCAGCGAGGUCGAUAUGAGGACCGGUUUGGGUUGCCUGGCCUGUCAGCUGCAGAUCAGCUCAAGGCUGACAGGGAUGCUGCUUUGGUUCUCAAGCAACAGGGUCUUUUGUGGAUUGCUGAGGAACACCGUGCCUUGGAUUCGCCACCGGUGGGGUACUUAAUGGAAUCCCCCGAAGAUCCUAAGGUUGUGUUUGGAGAAGAGGAUGCCCCAUCAUUCUGGAGUUGGCCCGAGGUGAUCAGUUUCGCCGAACGAUUCGGUUUGGGUACGGCUUCAGGUACUCAAGGUGCUGAUGACAAGGGUCAAAAGGGUGAGGGUAUCCCCACCGAGCCACCAAAUUCGGAAAGUCCCGAUGGUCCACCAGUUGAUGACUGGGGGGAAGGUCUGGACGAAACUGUGUUUCCACUUGAGCCUCCAGGGGACAUGGAUGCGGACAAACCUGAGAAGCCUGAGAGUGAUCCUGUUAUUCCAAAGCCACCCUCCGGGGAACGGCCGGAUCUUGGUGUCGAGUCGGAUAUGUCUCAACUUGUGGAUGCAUGUUCCGCCUCUCUGCAGGUACAACAGGUGACAAUCAUUCACCCCAUGGAAUCCCGUCAUGCUAGUCAAGUCGUGCAUGGUUUGAACACGGUUUUGACUCGGUUCAAAUAUAUGGGUGUUCAUGUGGUUCGUGUACACAGUGACCGUGCCAAAGAAUUCCUUUCGCAUACUAUCCAAAAAUGGAUAGCUGCUCAGGGUAUUGUCCAAACUAUGACCAGUGGAGAUGACCCAGCUGCCAAUGGUCGGGCCGAAAGUGAAGUUCACCAGGUAAAGCGUAGGAUUCGGUUUUUGUUGAGCCAGUCUGGUGAACCCUUGUCCCAUUGGCCGGUGGCCGCUCGGUAUGCUGCUGAACAGAGAAUGCGGGUCCAACUCUCAAAGUUGGGUUGCAACGUGUUGCCGAUGCUGCCGUUUUUCUCCCAAGUGGCUGUGAAACGUAAACGGUGGCACCAACCUGGUGCAUUAGCUCCACCUUUUGUCAGUGCUCGCCUCCUUUGUGCCAGUCACUUGAUGUCUUCGGGAUGGGUGGUCAGAACAGACCAAGGUCAAGUCAUGCAUGUGAGAGAAGCUGUCUUGCCCUCUCCUCUUGGAGACGAAGUGGCAUUACAGCUCCAGGAACAACCAAGGGGGGAGCUGGUUAUGAGUGAAGAACCUCACCCUGCAAAACCACGCAUGAGGGUUUACGGUAAACAACCACCCGAAGGUCAGGUUAGGUUUUCCGUUCCUCGUUCCUUGGAUGCUCCAAAAGAUGGAGCUGCCAGUGUCUUGGGUCCUCCGCUUCGAGGCAGUGCCUUGGAUGCUCCGUUGGGGGGAGCGGCUUCAUCUUCGUGUGCCUUGGAUGCUCCUGCUGGGGCUGUCGGUGACUUGGAUGGUGACUCAGAUGGGUACUCGCAAAGCACCUUGGAUGAUGCUGACGUCGGUGCCUUGGAUCCGGAAGAGCCUUCCGGGGGGGAGCCUCUUGGUGGAAGUGGUCCAAGUAUUUCAAAAAUGGUUGAACAAUCAGUAGUGCGUAGGGUGAAAACAGGGUUUCUCAAGGAUGUGUUGGAGGAGAACCACCAACAAGUGUUGAGCCAAAUGGAUGAACUAUUGAACCAAGUUCCUAUGGGUGAACAAGAGGGCGAGACUUACGGGAGUUCAUUGGCCAAUCUUCAACAAGAAAGAGAAAACCUUGAACACGCCCUAACCGAACUUGAACAACUUGAAAAACGAAACCUGGUCAAACUUUGUAGUACUCAGGUCACUGUGAGCUUGCCCAGUAAUGUGCACCUUGGGGAGAAUGGUGAGGUGUUACAAACUGUGGUAGUAUCUCUGGACGAAGUCAAGAAGGAUAUUAAGUCAUGGGUCCCCGCUAUGUUGAGUGAAUACCGUAGUUUAACCGAGGAAACCCAAGCCAUCGAAAAGGUUAAUGUGAACCAAUUGGAUGAUUCGGCUGUGGAUCCUACCGAACGUUGGCGGGUGCGGAAAGCACUGUACGGUUUUCAGAGCUCUCCAGCUCGAUGGGCUGGGCACAGGGAUGGAACGCUCAAGGGUUUCCUCCAACGACUUAGUCAAGAAUGGACUACGUCAAAACCAGAACAUGUCUCUGAAGGUGAAUGGACACGUUUUGCCGGUUUUGAGUUGCGGUGGAGAGGUGACAGUCUCCGGAUUGCUCAACCCUCCUACACGAAGGAGUUGUUGGAAAGGUAUGAGGUGAAGCAUGGCCGCUGGGCCCCCAUGCCGAAAAUGGAACCACCAACUGAAAAUGAGGACAUGGAUGCCCGCACCAUCAAACGAGCCCAGGGUCUGACAGGUGAACUGUUAUGGCUGGUGGUCAGGACCCGACCUGACCUAGCUUUCGCAGAGAAGCUCAAUGAACCCAACCCUACAUGGCGUAUCCACCACCAAAGAGGGUCUGACCUUUGUGCGGAUUUCUUAACCAAAGCGGUUACUCCACGUCCCUCAUGGAUUUGGUUUUGGAAAGUCAUGUCCAUGGAGCCUGCCCCUACUGAGGUACCAACUGUUGCCACCUUGUCCACUAAGGAAACUAAGGCGCUCAGGUCGUUGCAGAUCGCUCGUGCUGGAGCUCUGGCGGCAGUGUUUGGGGAACUAUGUGGUCAACAAUGGCCGCCGCAGCUGAGCACCCUCUGGCAUGCGCUGCUACUGGUCGCAAUCGCUUUCUUGACACACUUUGCCGCGGGCGGCGCUGCAGUGGGUGAUUUCGGCGAGGUGGUGUGUACAAAGCCGAGUGAGUGUACAGAAUCGAGUGUAGGUGCAAAGCCGAAUUCUUGGACAAAGGCUGGUGUAAGCCGAGAUGUGUACAGCAAGGUCCAAGCACUAACGUGUGCCUUGACCAGUACGGCCUGUGCUAGUAAACAGGGCCCUGUACAGAGCCAAGAACCUGUUUGUGAACAGUUUGGGAGGUGGGAGGAAGAAACCAAAAGAGCCACUGGCCAACAAGAAAAUCAAAAGAAAAAUCAAAAUGAGAGACAAGCAAAGGGGCUGAGGGCCAAAGAAAGGAAAUCCAGUCCCGUGGGUCAUAACAUGGUGUGUGUGGGUGGUCUCCCUCAAGAGUGUUUUGGGAAAGGACCAGAACCCACCGUUUUUGGGGAAGGGAUGAGUUUUUGUCAGCGUGGGCCAACCUAUUGUUUUGGGGAAACCACCAAGGGUUUCGGAGAAGGGGAGGAAUCGUCUGGAGUUGGUGUUGGAAAUGAGAGUGACCGCUGUCACCCUGUCAACCACUGCCCAACGGGCUGCCCGGGCGCGUCUCUUUUGCCGAUGCCAUGUCUGAAAGCGCUGAGGAUACCAACCUUUGCUCCUAGCGGUGCUGCUGACUUCACCGAGAUGGAGAAUUUCCCAGCGUUCCAAACCGCACCUAGCGGCAGCAAGGACCGGUGGAGAAGAGCAGAGUGGGGGAGCAAGAUGUUGCUUGUCCGUGAGCAUCCCACUGUGCGGGUCAACAAGUUCCACCCCUUGCACAAGACCAACCCGGUGGAUACCACUUGCUUGGGCGAUGCUCGUUGCACCAUUGCCUUUGAUGUGGAAACUGGUGAGAAAAUGGUGUGGAAAGAUGAUUGGAAGUGCCGUCCGGAAAGGGGCACCUCCCGUUGGAUGGGCUUCACCAUCUUUGUGAUGAAUGAGGACGAGGCCGCUAACCCAGGCUACAUGGCCACCCAAUUGCUGACCAGGGAGUCCAAGCCAUCGUUUCGACUGAGGAUGAUGGAAGCAGCGGCUGCAGCCUCUUCAAAAGUAGCUGCCUCAGGAUCCGCUGCUGUCGAGGUGGAAGCGAUGACUGGGAAGGCACUUCCUCUGCCUCUUCAAGAUGUUGGAGGUGGCGUGAGGAAGGCACCUCCUCCUCCAUGGAUUGGUGCUGCAGUCGAUGUGGAACGAGGAGCAGCAAUGUCGGCGAUGAUGCCGCCACCAGUCCCAAUGGUGGUCAACUACGGAUACCUUGAUAUGGGACGCCGUGAUGCUGGUUUCCCUCUGCAGCAGCCGCUGCAAUGGGAUGUGAUGGCCAAUGUUGGGCGUCAGCAGCUGGUGGACGGAAGUAGUGAAUGCUACCCUGAUGAGCUGCGACCUCCUCGAGAUUUGUGUCUGCUUGGGGCUAUGCCGACCUCGAGACCUAUGAUGCCUUCAUCCCAAGGAAUGCAUGGGUUGGACGGAUCUAUGGGACCACCUUCUGUCCAUUCUGGAACUAUGGUGCAGGGCCAGAUCGGUUCUCCAGCACCUUCGGAUGGGCCUGUGGUGGUGCAGCGCCAACCACCUGCUGCAAUUGCCCGUGGACAAGCUGCUAUGGCGUCGACUCCGAAGACGUUUUCGCCGUGCACUACUGAGUGGCCGAGGCAGCAGUAA
Cladocopium goreaui is the source of this 6588-nucleotide messenger RNA. NCBI's taxonomy places the organism in Eukaryota, Dinophyceae, Suessiales, Symbiodiniaceae. The record is from the annotation of a GenBank genome assembly.